AUGUUUCCCAGGAAAGUCCGUUUCCUGUGCUACCGCCUUCUGCUGGUUCUGAGCCUGUUCCUCCUGCUCUUCCGGUGGCUGUCCUCCCCACCACAGCACAGUCGCAAGGAGCUGGGAGCCUCCCCGGUGCCCAGACGUGUCUUCCUGGUGAGGCCGGACUCGGAGUGUGAUCGGGAGCCUCCCUUCCUCAUGCUUCUGGUCACGACCAGGCCAGAGGAGGUGUUGGAGCGAGCCGCAAUCCGGGAGACGUGGGGCACAGAGAGGCACCUCCAGACCGGGCGCAUCAGCACAUUCUUCCUGCUCGGACACGGGGGCAUGUACCAGAGACAGAUCCAGCAGGAGAACAAGUCCCACCGGGAUAUUCUCCAGGGGGACUUCAUUGACACCUAUUACAAUUUAACGGAGAAGGUGUUGCUGGGUUUGGAAUGGGUCCAUCGAUUCUGUCCUUCAGCCCGUUUCGUCAUGAAGACAGACUCGGACAUGUUUGUCAACGUCUUCUACCUGAGCCAGCUGCUGAGCAGCAAGAACACCACGGGUUUCUUCAGUGGUCAGCUCAUGAGGGACAUUCGGCCCAUCAGGAGCAAGGCCAACAAAUGGUAUGUCAGCAAGGAGGAGUUUGCUCCCGCCCUCUAUCCCCGCUACUGUUCGGGAACGGGCUACGUCCUCUCCGGAGACAUGGCUGGGAAGAUCUGGGCCGUCUCCAAAUCCAUUCCUCUCCUCAAACUUGAAGAUGUUUAUGUGGGCCUCUGCUUGACCAGGUUGGCAGUCUCCCCUGUCCCGGUGAGCAGCCGGCGGGUCUUUUUCACCCGUCAUGUGCCCUUCUCGGUUUGCCGCUAUCAUUCACUUGUCACCUCGCACAGGGUGAGUCCAUCUCAGCUGCGUCUGUACUGGAAAUCCCUGCAAGAGGCUGAGGUAUCAGAGUGCCCUUUGAUCCCUUAA
Molecule: messenger RNA, 939 nt
Organism: Chiloscyllium plagiosum (whitespotted bambooshark)
Lineage: Eukaryota; Metazoa; Chordata; Chondrichthyes; Orectolobiformes; Hemiscylliidae
Product: beta-1,3-galactosyltransferase 5-like
Biological process (GO): protein O-linked glycosylation
Cellular component (GO): Golgi membrane; endoplasmic reticulum
Molecular function (GO): N-acetyl-beta-D-glucosaminide beta-(1,3)-galactosyltransferase activity
Source: RefSeq, a predicted model, not a curated record